Exophiala spinifera is the source of this 1692-nucleotide messenger RNA. RefSeq lists its product as uncharacterized. The transcript is spliced from 6 exons. The record is from RefSeq and is a predicted model, not a curated record. NCBI's taxonomy places the organism in Eukaryota, Fungi, Ascomycota, Eurotiomycetes, Chaetothyriales, Herpotrichiellaceae. The coding region runs from base 1 to 1692 and encodes 563 amino acids.
AUGGCCAACAUCUCUGAGCACAAAGCCACAAAGGCGCACGUCAACCUCAUGACUGACACCAUCAUCGCCAACUUGCCGCCCGAAGCGUUGCGUUCCGUCAUGCGAUCCAUCCUUACAACUCAUCCCGACUUCACCGGUGCUCUGGAGCAUCAUACGCGCCAGUACCUGUCGAAGACUUCCUCUUUCUCGGUCGGAGAGCUUUUCGUCAGCGAUGAGCCCAGGGGCGGAUUCCGUACCACAGCGGAUUUCACCGCUGCGCAGCAACGCAUUCGAGCCAUGCUGGGCAGUGGACUCUGUUUCGAGGGGUUGAAACUCCAGGUUAAUGUCAUUGACCAGUGUCGUGUACUCCGCUUCGGCCACGGUACGAAUAUCCCAGAGACGAGUAAACUGCGAGCUCUUGUGUCCGUCGACGGGGACAUAGUGCAAGCACUCACAGCCGUUGAGAAAAAGCUGACCCAGUCGUCGGGAAGACGAGACCUGACUCCCGAGGAAUCAGGAGUACUGACUCGUCUUGUGCAAUCACUGCUCGAGUGUCGCAAGGAAUGGACGGCCCAAGGAUACGAGUUUGUCUUUGAGCGGAGUCUGGGAGCAGUCGCCGACCUCACAUCCACGAGUGUUGAUGUCGAACACGGCCAAUCUCCAUCUCUCCGUCACCCUGAUCGUGCGCAAGAGCACGACCCUAUACUCGUGAACGUACCUCAACCGUCAGAGACCUUCGAUCUACAAGGGACGCCCCUACCCAGGCUCUUCUGCGGGCUAUGGCAAUUGUCAAGCCCUUCAUGGGGAAUUGCAUCCAAAGCACAAAUUUUCCAGCAGUUCUCACGCUAUGUGAGUAGAGGGUUCGCAGCGUACGACAUGGCAGAUCACUAUGGAGACGCAGAGGUUCUUUUUGGAUCAUUUCGAGCCUCGACAGGACAUGCCGGCGCGAUAUUCGGGGCGACGAAGCUCUGCAUCUUCCAACCCACAUUUAUAACAGAGACACUCCUUCGCGACAACAUCACCGAGCGAUGUAGGCGGAUGAGGUCAAGCACGAUCGACCUUUUGCAGUUCCACUGGCAAUUUUACGAUGAUCUGCAGUACAUCAGGGCUCUACGUAUUCUGCAGGCAGACGAGCGGAUCCGGUUUCUGGGCCUCUGCAACUUCGACACCUUCAGACUGACAGAGAUCCUUGCAGCCGGGGUCAAGAUUGCAACUAAUCAGGUUCAGUUCUCACUGAUCGAUUCGCGUCCCACGAUCAAGAUGGGACAGGUAUGCGAAGAACACAAGGUCAAGUUACUAACAUAUGGGACUCUGUGCGGCGGUUUCCUGGCGGAUAAAUGGCUGGGACAGCCCGAACCCGAAUUGUUCUCUGAUCAAAUCACGCCCAGCCAGCGGAAGUAUUUCGAGAUGAUAGUCGCUUGGGGCGGAUGGUCUCUUUUCCAAGAUCUGCUCACGGUUCUGAAAGCCCUAGCGGACAAACACGAGGUCGGCAUAUCCAACGUGGCUACGAGAUGGGUUCUAGACUUCCCAUACGUGGGUGCUGUCAUUGUUGGAACAAGGAUGGGAGUCAGUGAGCAUUCGGACCAAAACCUCGAUAGCUACGGAUGGCACCUGGAUGACGAAGAUCAAAGGCUGAUCGAGGGGGUGCUGAGUAGGAGUCGGAGAGAAGACAUGUUCAGUGUCAUGGGUGAUUGUGGUGGAGAGUAUCGUUGA